This is a messenger RNA of Botrytis cinerea B05.10, 851 nucleotides long. RefSeq lists its product as hypothetical. The record is from RefSeq and is a predicted model, not a curated record. Lineage: Eukaryota; Fungi; Ascomycota; Leotiomycetes; Helotiales; Sclerotiniaceae. The transcript has a single exon. Bases 43 to 606 code for a protein of 187 amino acids.
GACCGCCUUCAACAACGCUAAUCGUUAGAGCACAGGUACAAAAUGACAUUUAUCAGCCUAGAUCUAGCAAGCUCUCUCGGUACAGUAGGUCCCUUACAGAACUUGCAAAGUCAUGCAUCAAUUUCGUCACUUUUUCAGCAAUGGGACAUAAUUACCUUGUUCCCCAACUUUGCGAAGAACUCUGCGGAACUAGGGCUUGUGGUCCCAAAUUCUUUAGAAAUGGAUUCAACCAAAAGGUCAUCAAUGCUUGGAGGAUCGAAAAAUUACAAUUGUGUGCUAACGGACUCGAGAGCGGUAGAGAAAGGAGAAACUGGUGAGACUGGAAGAAGUCUUCGUUUGGCCUGUGGUUCUGUAACUGUGGAUCAAGCAAGCCAAAUUUCAACGAAAGAAGUGAUCUACCCAUACGAUGGCCCUCUUGAUACAGGACUCAUAGGAUUGGAAUUCAUAAGUGAUGGCCCUUUAGCUGUUGAACCUAUAGAAUGGGAAUUGAUGGAUAGUAGAGUCCAAGAAUUUGACCAUAGUCAAUUAUUCAAGGCAGAGGUUGAAAAAUACUCGAAGGAAACAUUACACAUUCAACAGAAUACACAAAGAACGAACGCGACAUAAUGCAACCUGUAUGAUGGCUCGCUCUUCUGAUUUGGUUUAUUGUUUAUCCUUUCCCUAUCCCUAUAUCAAGGGAGAUACACACCACUUUACUUCUUUCCGGAAUCAACAACGAGCAGCCAACAACGAUUAUGAUCUCGGAAAGUUAAGCAAAUAUGAAAGUCGUUUCACGACAUAUUUGUUCUUGAAGAGCCGCCUCGAUAGCACCGGACAUGACGACUGAGAUCAACACAGUGCAAUCAUUCCCA